AUGUAUUCCUAUAUCUUCAUUUCAUUGGUUUUUCUGAUUGGCUUUUCAUCAAUUAUCAAUGCUGAAACAACAUCUUCAACAACAAGUUCUUCAUCCAGUUCAACAGCUACUGAUUCUUGCUCAUUUUCGAGAACUACCUUUUCUUAUUCAACUGAUGUUUCUCAGUUGAAUACUUGUACAGCUUUAGACGGUGAUAUCACAAUAACAAAUAAUGAACUUAGCAUAAUUGAUUUAUCAAAUAUCAAUACGUUAUCUGGAAAAUUAUCGAUCAUUAAUUCACAUAAUGUCAAUUCGAUUAAUUUAAAUAGAUUGGCUGAAAUUGAGGACUCACUUAUUGUCAACAAUUUAACUUCAUUAAAUUUGAUUGAUGUUCCUCAAUUAAGUCAAGUUGAUGAUUUACAAUUGAUUAGUUUACCAAGCUUAUCAAACUUGAACUUAAAUACGAAUAAUAUUGUUAAUAAUAAUGUUAGCUCAAAUAACUUAUCAAUCAAUAGGUUAACAUUAUCAGAUACUUCAUUAACAAACUUGAACAAUUUAAACGGUAUUACCAACAUCGGUUAUUUAAAUAUAAACAACAAUAACGAAAUUGAAUUAGUUGAACUCAAUAACCUAAGAACAGUUGAAGACGCAUUGGUCCUUUCAUUCAAUGGUGAUAAUACAAUGGUCCAUUUAAAUAGUUUAAACUGGUGUUCAAAUUUAACAGUCCAAGAUGUUAUGCAUUUUGAAGCAAAUAACUUAACUUACGUAAACGGCUCAUUACAGCUUAGCUACAAUACUUUUGAAAGCUUGAACUUAUCUUCAUUAAUUUCUGUGGGAUCAAGCUUAGGGAUUUUUAGUAAUGACUUAUUACAAAACUUAUCACUCGGUUCAUUAACUGAUAUCAAUGGUGAUUUAAAUAUGUUUAAUAAUAGUGAGUUGGUAUUUAUGAAUUCCUCAUUUGAAUCAAUAGAAAAUAUAAGAGGUGCAGUUUCAAUUUCUGGAGCGAUUGCAAAUUUAGAAAUGCCAAAUUUAGAUAGCAUUGGAGGAGAUUUCAGAAUAAACUCUACCUCAGAAAACUUCAGCUGCCAAGAGUUUGACAAUUGGAACUCGGAUGGUCAAAUCGAAGGUAAUAAUUAUGAAUGUAAUCAUCUUAACGAAUUGAAUGAAGUAAUUAUAGACGACGAUUCAGAUAAUAAUUCAGAUACUGAUUCAGGUUCAAAUUCAAAUUCAAAUGAAAAUGAAAAUGAAAAUUCAGAUAGAAGCUCAUUGGGUUCUAGAUUAAUGACUCCAGAUUUCUCAUUAACUUUAUUGAUAAUGAUUGCUUUUACUUUACUUACCAAUUAG
Messenger RNA from Insectozyma verbasci, 1323 nucleotides. NCBI's taxonomy places the organism in Eukaryota, Fungi, Ascomycota, Pichiomycetes, Serinales, Debaryomycetaceae. The record is from the annotation of a GenBank genome assembly.